Sordaria macrospora k-hell is the source of this 696-nucleotide messenger RNA. Lineage: Eukaryota; Fungi; Ascomycota; Sordariomycetes; Sordariales; Sordariaceae. The record is from RefSeq and is a predicted model, not a curated record.
AUGAAGUCCAUUUUGCUGUCUCUGUCGCUGCUGGCCUCCGCCACUGUUGGCGUCCUAGCCUCUGAAGAGCUGGGCAUCGACGUUACAGUUCCCGUCGAGUGCGCUCGCAAGACUCGCAAGGGCGACAAGAUCAACGUCCAUUACCGCGGCACCCUCCAAUCCAACGGCCAGCAGCCGUCAAUGUGUUCUGCGCUUCGAGCAAUGCUAACAUCCGUGACUGCUCCAGGCUAUGACCGCGGGUCACCCUUCAGCUUCAAGCUCGGCGGUGGUCAGGUUAUCAAGGGAUGGGACGAAGGCCUCGUCGACAUGUGCAUCGGCGAGAAGCGGACAUUGACGGUUCCUCCCAGUUACGGCUAUGGCCAGCGUUCCAUCGGUCCCAUCCCGGCCGGUUCCACCCUGGUUUUCGAGACCGAGUUGGUGGGCAUUGACGGUGUCCCCAAGCCCGAAUCCAUCGUUUACAAGAAGGCCGCCGAGAAGGCCGAGGAGGCUGCUUCCACGGUUGAUGAAAAGGCUGCUGAUGCCACCGACAAGGCUGGAGAGAAGAUUGCGGAGGCUACCGAGAAGGUCGAGGAGAAGGUCGAGCAGGCUUCUGCCAAUGUUGCCGAGAAGGUGGCCAGCGUGGUUAGCGGAGCUGCCGAAGCCGUCAAGACGGUUGUGGCCGACACUGAUGAUCUCCAGGAACAUAACGAGCUCUGA